Messenger RNA from Oryzias melastigma (Indian medaka), 1591 nucleotides. RefSeq names its product platelet-derived growth factor subunit A. Gene Ontology annotation, cellular component: membrane. The record is from RefSeq and is a predicted model, not a curated record. Gene Ontology annotation, molecular function: growth factor activity; platelet-derived growth factor receptor binding. Lineage: Eukaryota; Metazoa; Chordata; Actinopteri; Beloniformes; Adrianichthyidae. Gene Ontology annotation, biological process: positive regulation of protein autophosphorylation; positive regulation of cell population proliferation; positive regulation of cell migration. The transcript has 7 exons. The coding region runs from base 578 to 1177 and encodes 199 amino acids.
UUGCUGCAGGUCCAGGUUUACGCACAGCCAGCAGCUGAGCGCAACGAGGACGCGCGCGCGGCUUUAUCCUGUGACUGAAAGCGUCUCAACUUCAUUCACCCCGGAGACCACAGGGAGGUGACGGCUGCUCUGCUCUGCUCUAGUCUGCGGAGACGUUUUUUUCCCCUCCCACCCUCUUAGUAUUAAUUUGAUUGCAACAUUGUAGAAGGUGCAAAUAAUGAAGAAAUGAUACGGUAUCCCAUAAAAAGCUUCUUUCGGGAUGUGAGGGAAACAGAGAUGCGCGCCUUGAUUGGAUGUUUGUGGCUGUUUUGCGCAUGUGGAUCUAACAAUCAACUUUCUCGGAGACUUUGUCAGCACCUGUUCUUCUGACGCCAACUAAAAAGGAGGCUGGACAUCCGCUUCAGCUUGGAGAACUUGGAUUAUUCUGAGGCUUCCUAAGACGCAUUUACUGAAGUUGAGGAUUUUGACCACCACCUCGAGGUAUGCUUCAAUACCCUCGGGAACAAGGAGCGAGAUCCCGGCUCCUUGCGUGGACUUUUGCCCUGUCCUGGUGCCUCUGCAGCGGAUCUGAGAGGAGAUGAAAGCCGCGGUCUAUCACCUCCUCGCCGGCUGCCUCUGCCUGUUACGCACCGCUGCUGAGGAGUCCCCCCUCCCCGAGGAGCUGCUGGAGCGCCUGUCCCGCAGCGAGAUCCGGAGCAUCAGCGACCUCCAGCGGCUGCUCGAGAUAAACUCCGUAGAGAACGAGGUGAUCGAGGAGACCAAACAGAGCUUCCACAAGGACUUCUCUCACAGUUUUCCUGAUCAGAAAAACAUUCACUCACACUCAAGACAAAGAAGAAGCACCGUGGUGGAAGAGGCUUUGCCCGCAGUUUGCAAAGUGCGCACAACCAUUUAUGAGAUCCCCAGAAGCCAGGUGGAUCCCACUUCAGCCAACUUCAUCAUUUGGCCUCCUUGUGUGGAGGUGAAGCGAUGCACUGGCUGCUGCAACACAAGCAACAUGAGGUGCCAGGUGGCGCGCAAACACCACCGAACUGUCAAGGUGGCAAAGGUGGAGUACAUACGGCGGCGGCCAAAGCUGAGGGAGGUGCACGUGAAGCUGGAGGACCAUGUAGAGUGCAUGUGCAUGAACAAACUCUUCAUCAAGCCCAAUGCAGACACAGACAACGGUAUCAGGUGAGGGAAGGACACGUGAGUCUAAAGCACAAGAGGAACGAGUUGAAAACCUGAUGCAAGAAAGAACUGUCAUAACUUCUUUACCUUCCGACGAGUUCAGUGUUUUAUGGAGCGAAUGUUGGCACGAGAGCGACGAAAGGGCUGAUGAUGAUGACGACUCAUGUGAACCUCAACUCUAGAACCAAAUGAACAAACUCAGACAUGGAUCCAAAACUCUGACAAUUCCUCCAUGGGAGGAAAAAGCCUUUCUGAAAUAAAAACAAAGCUGACUUUGAUAUGUGAUGUCAAGGAACUCAUUAUGUGCAUCUUGCUCCUUCACAGAGGAUUAACCGCUCAGUGACUCGGAUUAGAAAACUGGCUCAAAUCUUUUCUUUACACAGUUCUCUGGAUUGAAAUUUGUACUCCAUUCCAAAAAAUG